GAGAAAUUGCUUAACACACGGCACACAAACUAGAGAUAAGGAGAAAUAACCCCUCCCUCCCAGAGUCCCACAUUCUUGACACGGACAGUAUCCGUACUCUGCAUCAGUGCAUCUCCCACCCUUCUCCACUACGAUCAUGGACCCAUAUGUAGCAGACCCAGAAAAAAUCCCUACAACUGACCUGUACGCGGAUUUGCCGUCCUUUGGUCGAUACUACCCCAAACCUGAUGACUUUCGCAUUGAAAUUCAGCAUGUCAACUCCCGGACCCCAGAGUCACUGAGAUACUGGGCCUCAGUUGUUGGACUCUGUACUGAAGAGAACCAAAUCUGUCCUAGUGUCGAUGGCACCCGCGCAGUAUUUGUUCUAGGUAGCGUGAUCGUGAAGUCAAACCAUCUCCACGCACGGGACGAGGCUCAAUGGACGGAAAUCGACCGUUCAUACGGCGAUUCCAAUGAGGUUCAGGCAAUCGCCCUGGCAAAGACCGUUUUGAAAGAUAUCAAAGUCCCAGAAAUCUACUUUGCAGGGGAGAUCAAUGGUUUGCCAGUGAUCAUCCAAGAAAGGCUCCCAGGUGUCGUAUUGGGUGUUGCAUGGCCUUAUCUCUCAAUAAAACAGAAGAACUUCCACAAGGAAGAAGCCAGAAAGAUUAUCCGUCAACUUUACACUAUCAAGCCCCCAGAGAAUCUUCGCGGUCGCUCUUACGUGGUGCCGGACCCCAACAUACUUACUAACGGUCGACUUGAUCCGCGAGAACCGGAAAUCCUCUUUUCGAGCUCUGAUCAGGAUCCAGAUAUGAACUUCAUGCAUAACGAUUUUAAUGUAUCUAACUGCAUAGUGGACAAAGGCAAAAUUGUGGGGCUGUUUGAUUGGGAGAUGGCUGGUUUUUUUGGCUGGAAGACCGCAGGAGAAGUCCACCAUCGGAUCAGAUCCUUCCACCGAGAGGACUUCGUGGAAGCCAAUCUUAGUGAGGAAAAGCUUCAGGAUCUGGUGUUCUGGAAUGAUCUAUAUGAUACGGAGCAUUAAACCAGAUGGGUUCCCAGAUUUCAUUCACCUCCACCACCAAGCAAACGCUUAGCGACAUGUGUACUAAAUUGAAUUCAAAUUCUUUUUACUGUUUAUCAUUACAUAUUUUACCAAGAACCCUCAGACUCUGCCAAGAGCUACAACUAACUAACUAACUAAUUGUUUCCGCAAGUGCACGUAGAGUUUGGUUCACUAGCAUAUCCGAUGACUGCCGCAGCAUCGCCUCAAUCAAACUGUUGCAAGAUCCAAUUGCGCAAUUCAACAGCAACUAGAGCGUCCAAGCCCAGAACCAGUAUUCCAACCAGUACGUUCUAGCUUUUUUUUUUUUUUUUUGGAACUACACGGCAGGUCCUGGGGACCAGUUCGGUCUGUUUUGUCCUCGGGCGUGGGUGCUGUGCUCGCUU
Molecule: messenger RNA, 1425 nt
Organism: Aspergillus ochraceoroseus IBT 24754
Lineage: Eukaryota; Fungi; Ascomycota; Eurotiomycetes; Eurotiales; Aspergillaceae
Exons: 2
Coding region: 137-1021 (294 amino acids)
Source: RefSeq, a predicted model, not a curated record